AUGACUGGUUUUCAUUUGGACACUGAAGAAACUUCACACCUUGUUCCUGGUUUCCGUGAUUCAUUAUUGGGACUUGAAACAGGAGAAACAAGAUCAUUUGAACUUACAUUUCCAUCCACAUGGAAACAAAAGGAACUUCAAGGAGUCCGUGCUCGUUUUACUGUUGAAUGCAAGGAAAUGUUUUAUAGAAUUUUACCUGUCUUGGAUGACACGCUUGCAGAUAAACUUAUAACUGGUUGCAGCACUUUGGAUCAGGUUCGAGAAACAAUAUUGAAAAAGCAUAAGGAAAUGGAAGAAUUAAGAAAGAUACAAGCAACCCAGCAAGCAGUUCUGCAAGAACUCUCUAAGGUUGUGAAAAUGGAUAUUCCUCAUUCCUUACUAGAAGAGCAAGGCCGGAAUAUGUAUGGAGCAAAGCUAAUACAGCUGCAGACAACUAUGAAAUUGACCGAAGAGCAAAUUUUUACCCUCUCAAGUGCAAAGGCUGUCAACAACUACCUCCUAUCUCAGAAGGAGAAGAUCAAGGAAGCUGUCAAACAAUCUCUUGCAAUCGAAGAAAUAUUCAAGCUUGAAAAUUUGCAGUACUCUGAGGAAGAGCUGGAAAAAGAGGUGGAAAAAACGGUAGAAGAAUUCAAAAGCUACAAGCAUGAGUUUGAUAGAGAUCGUAUCACAGAACAGGCAGCAGAAUUUCUUGAGGGAUCACAAGUUUUGGAAUGGUUAAUGGAACAAACAGACAUCACAUAUGUGACAGAAGACACAUGAAAAUCUGAACAAAUUGUGUUAUUGAUCUUUAUAUAGUAAAUGCAAAGGACUGUGAGUCUAAAAGAAAUUGACUUGCUUUAAAGGAUGGUUUUGUAUUAUUGUGAACUGCAGUCGGAUAUUUUCUAGACCCCAUUUCUUGUAAUUUCUAUCACCAGAAAUGUGUUCUAUAAGGUUUUUA
Cryptomeria japonica (Japanese cedar) is the source of this 937-nucleotide messenger RNA. RefSeq names its product trigger factor-like protein TIG, Chloroplastic. The record is from RefSeq and is a predicted model, not a curated record. The coding region runs from base 1 to 759 and encodes 252 amino acids. The transcript is spliced from 8 exons. Gene Ontology annotation, biological process: protein unfolding; protein transport; 'de novo' cotranslational protein folding. Gene Ontology annotation, molecular function: peptidyl-prolyl cis-trans isomerase activity; ribosome binding; protein folding chaperone. NCBI's taxonomy places the organism in Eukaryota, Viridiplantae, Streptophyta, Pinopsida, Cupressales, Cupressaceae.